Durusdinium trenchii is the source of this 1559-nucleotide messenger RNA. NCBI's taxonomy places the organism in Eukaryota, Dinophyceae, Suessiales, Symbiodiniaceae. The record is from the annotation of a GenBank genome assembly.
UGCCAUCAUACUUUCUUAGAGUUUGACCAUGCUGCAACCCAUGUUGCCGCUACAGCUGCUGUGAUAGCUGCCGUGGCAGCGGAGGUCAUGAGAUGCAGAAAGGAGCUUACGGAGGCCAGUCCUCCACCCCGGACACACCGACAUCGGUGGUCGUCUGGGGCUUCCGCGAGGAUGCCUUGCAGUUGCAGGGCUCCAAAGCCAUCGCAUGGAACGUCUUGGCCUUGGCACAGCCACCGCAGCUCGGUGAGGCGGCGGCGGUGCUCCACUGGAAGGUCCACCUGUGCUCGGCGAAGAGCCAAGUCAGUGACUGGGCAGUGGGCGACCGAAACACAUGGCGUAGCGUCCUUGCUGCAUCACGCAAUCCAUCAUCACCGACCUUGACGUUGCGUACUGGCAUCCUGACAUUGGAAGUCGAAGUGGCAAAAGGCGCUUGGCUGCCAGUGAGUUGGAGCAGUGCAAAGAUCGAGCUGCUGCAUGUUGCGCGGCCCUUUAGCAUUUGCGCAGCUCACAGGAGCCCAGACGCGGUGGAGCUCUGCAGCUGCCUCUGUCCCGAGGCCUAUGCUGCUUGCCUGCGCCAAACGCGGGAGGAGCCAAUCGUGGUCACCACGCCGGAGGAGUAUGCUGAAGCGUGGCGAGGCCUGGUGGAGGUGGAGGCCGCCGCCAGCGCGGUGGAGGAAGGCCUUGGGAGGCACUUGACCGACGUUUGGGUGGACUGGGAGGAGAGUGAAGGUGUCACCUAUGGCCGCUUUGAGGUGAAGGCAGCGCUCUUAUUCGCCCACAAGAUCAAGUUCCGCUCGGCGAUGCCGCUGGGCGAAUGGGGCUCCAGUUGGCUCUGCGUGAGGCGGCACCUCAAAGGCGGAGGUGUGCCCUGGCAUGGCCAUGGCGCGGUCAUCAAGGCCUCCUUUGAUGAGAAGGACUUGAUCUUCGCGGAGGAAGACGACACCUGGCAAGACAGCGGCUCCAGCCUUCGCAUCACCUUUCGGGUCAUCGCGACCGCGCCGCGCAGGAGUGGCGAGAAUGGCUUGGCCUCCGGCUACGCCCCUCCGGUGAAUGGGUUUUAUCUCUUGGAGCUCAUUCCCAAGGCACUUGCGGAGAGCUGUAUGGCCUUGGCUUUGGAGGAGCUGCCGCACUGUCCGUUAGUGCAACGUUUGGUCUUGGCCGGUCCCAGCGACGAAAGGUCGCUCGCUCCGGCGCCGGAGGUCGUGGAGGUCGCGGCGCUGCUGGACUCGUUGAACGACUCCCAGCGGCGUGCCGUGCACUAUGCGUUGCGGCAUCCCUUGGCACAAGUCCAGGGCCCGCCGGGCACUGGAAAGACGAUGACCACGGCAGUCUUAGCCACCUGCUUCGCCUGGCAGAACAUGAGCUCAGGCGAGAACCGGGCAGUGCUCCUGUGUACGCCGACGAACCGUGCUGCCGACUGUGCUGCCUCCUUCGUCGCGCGCGUGUGCAGGAGGCAAGGUCCGUGUGUGUGUGGAUGAUGAAUGGAGCGGAUGCACAUGAUUUAUCACAAAGUACUUUUCUGACUGCUUACGUACAUUUGUUCUGAUACGUUAUCACAU